AUAAGCUGCCAAUUUUUUAAUACGAUACAGCAUAUAUAACUUGUGUUUUUUUCUUUUUUCGCAUUCCAUCCAUGUUUCUGACUUUGUAACGAGCUUGCGAGGAAAGCAAAGAUGAACAGCCUGUAUUGCAUCAGUUUUUUUCUCAUCGCUGUCCAAUUUUCCGCCCUCAAUGGCGCACCUCAACGUGGAUUAAGUUGGUCAGGUGUUCCCAUGAGCGUUUUCGUGGAGAAAAACGAUCCACAUUUCCCGGAGGACUUCAACUCCUUCGCUGACAGUGCAGAGUGUAAAGACGAAAGAGAUUGCAGUUGGAUCCCCAAUGAAUUAGCAAAGCGGCCAGGAGAAAAUUUAGACGAAUACUGCUCGAGGCACAAGAACACGCCGGCAGUUAAACAAUGCCGCAAGACUUGUAAAUUCUGUAAAGCACCAGCCCCCGUUGUGUGUAAAGACGAAAGAGAUUGCAGUUGGAUCCCCAAAGAAUUAGCAAAGCGGCCACAAGAAACUUUAGACGAAUACUGCUCGAAGCACAAGAACACGCCGGCAAUUAAACAGUGCCGUGACACUUGUAAAUUCUGCAAGGAACCAUCACCCGCUGGCGAAGAGCCAUCCCCCGCUGAGUGUAAAGACGAAAGAGAUUGCAGUUGGAUUCCCAAAGAAUUAGCAAAGCGGCCAGGAGAAACUUUAGACGAAUACUGCUCGAAGCACAAGAACACGCUGGCAGUUAAACAGUGCCGUAACACCUGUAAAUUCUGCAAAGCACCAUCACCCGCUGUCUGCGAAGACGAGCGCACCGACUGUUAUGCUCUUGUAGUCAAGACGGGAGGCGGACAGGCGCUUGAAAAUUAUUGCAAUCGAUGGAAGGCAGAGAAUGCAAUACAGCAAUGUCGUAGAACCUGCAACUUGUGUUCCAAGCCCCCUUCUCCACCCAUCGAACCAGAGACCAUGGCACCUCAGACAGAGCAGCCUACACCGGAGACCGCUGAACCAUCAGGUUUUCAGAAAGAUUGCUUAGAAGUGCACAACUGCUAUAGAGGUUUUCAUAACGCCCCUCCCCUUCGGUGGUCAGCGGAGCUAACGCGUGCGGCACAGGAAUGGGCUGACUACCUUGCAAGCCGUGAUGAAUUUGUUCACGAUCCAACUCUGGAGGCCAAGGGUCAGGGUGAGAACCUCUACUACAAGAGUCCUUCCAAGAGGCUGUGCAAUUACGGUGAGUUCGGACCAGAAUGCCUGAGCUGCGGUGAGAUCGUGACGCGGUGGUACGACGAGGAAAUUGAUUAUGAUUACGCAACAGGGGAGACAAAGACACCAUUCGCUCCAAUAUUGCAUUUCACUCAGAUCGUUUGGAAAGCGACCAGAGAGGUGGGAAUGGCAACUGCUGUGGGACACGGCAAGCUGAUUGCGGUAGCGCGUUAUUCUCCCGCUGGAAAUACCAAAGGAUUGUUCCAGGAAAACGUCCAUCCCCCCCCUGAGGGAAUAUUGGAAGCUCCACAAAGGAUUUGUUUACCAAAAAUAGUUACCUGAGCUCAACUUAAAACUGAGCAACAACUUGAAUGUUCAGUUACAGUAUUGCCAAGAGAUCAUUAUGGUAUUUUAGCGUUGCCCUUUAUUUUAUAAUACGUAAUAUCAUUAUUUUAAGACCAUAAACUUUGUAACUGUAGUAUGUUGAGUAACUCCCCCGCACCUCUACUUCCCUUACUUCCCUUGAGCAGAACCUCCACCAGGGGAGCCCUUUGUCCAAAAUAAAGUGUCCCCUAAAUAGAGAUGUUUUCUCAUUUAAGGUUGCAGAAGAACUUUUUCAGUUUGGCCCAAAGUUUUCGUUAUUUGAAUGGAGGUGUCUGUCAACUAAAGAUGUAUUAUAGAGAAGUUUUACAAAUGUAGUUCAGGUUUUUGGCAAUAAAUUUGAUUUCACGAAA
This is a messenger RNA of Pocillopora damicornis (cauliflower coral), 1910 nucleotides long. RefSeq lists its product as uncharacterized. NCBI's taxonomy places the organism in Eukaryota, Metazoa, Cnidaria, Anthozoa, Scleractinia, Pocilloporidae. The record is from RefSeq and is a predicted model, not a curated record.